AUGCCCUCCGACCCCACGGCAGCGGCGGCGGAGCCAGCGCCGUCCUCGAUCCUUAUCAUCGGCUCCGGCGUCUUCGGCCUUACAACUGCCUACGAGCUCGCCCAGCGCCCGCGCUACGCUUCCACUGCCAUCACCGUCCUCGACCGCUCCCCCGUCCCCGGUCCCAGCGAGGACGCCGCCUCCGUCGAUUCUUCUCGUAUCAUCCGCGCGGACUACGCCGACCCAGCCUACGCCCGCCUCGCCGCCGAGGCCCAGACCGAGUGGCGCAAGACCGAGAACCCUUCCGAUCUCGGCGCCGAGGGCCGCUACAGCCAGUCCGGCCUCUGCCUCGUUGCGGACCCGACCCCGACCGCCUCCUCCGCCUACUCCUCCUCCCCCUCCCCCUCAUCGGAGACGGUCAACACAAACGCCCAGGCCAAGCAGAAGGCCAAGAAGACCUCGCUUGAGUAUGUCCGCGAGAGCUACAACAACGUCGUCUCCCUGGCCGGCAGGGAUGGCGACAAGAUCAUCAAGGAGCUGCCCACGCCCACCGCCAUCAAAGAGUUCCUCGGCACGCCCAUCGCGCCGGGUACGUGGGGCUACAUCAACCCGCUCGCCGGCUGGGCCGACGCCGGCGCCGCCAUGUCCUACCUUGCCGCUAAGGUCCAGGCUCUCCAACGCGUGCGCUUCGUCUCCGGCACCGCGAUCCACCUGAACUACAGCCCGGACAGGACGACGGUCACGGGCGCAACGCUUGACGACGGCAGCGUGCUCUCGGCCGACCUCGUCAUCGUUGCCGCGGGCGCCUGGACCGGCCAGCUCGUUGACCUCUCCGGACAGGCCAUCGCCACAGGCCAGGCGGUGGGCUACAUCGACAUCACACCGUCGGAGCUUGAGGUCCUCCGUAAGAUGCCCGUCACCCUCAACUUCAGCACAGGCCUCUUCAUGAUCCCUCCCGCGGGUCUCCAACUCAAGGUCGCGCGCCACGCCUUUGGCUACCUCAACCCGACACCCAUCCCUCACCCUUCGCCCUUGUCUCCGUCCUCCGCCAGGUCCACCGUCUCCCUCCCCGCGACGCAUCUCACGGAUCCGAGGCUCAAGUUCCCUAAGGAAGGUGAGGCCGCACUGCGCCAGGCCGUCCGUACUAUCGUGCCCAUCCCCGCCAUCCACGACCGCCCCUUCGUCCAGACCCGCUUGUGCUGGUACACCGACACCCAGUCGGGCGAUUUCCUCGUCUGCCACCACCCAGAGGCUAAGAAUCUUUUCGUUGCAACGGGUGGCAGCGGCCACGGCUUCAAGUUCUUGCCCGUGCUGGGCCGCGAGAUUGUCAACGUGCUCGAGGGGCAUGGUGAUGAGGUUUUCACUGAGAAGUGGCGGUGGAGGGAGGUUGCGAGCAAGGCGAACGCGACGAAUUUGUACGAACACAUCAUGACUGAGGAUGGGAGCAGAGGGGGCAUUCCUGGACUACUGCUGAAGCAAGAGCAAGCCAAGUUGUAG
This is a messenger RNA of Colletotrichum destructivum, 1476 nucleotides long. Its product is annotated as Putative FAD dependent oxidoreductase, FAD/NAD(P)-binding domain superfamily, MTOX family. The transcript has a single exon. The coding region runs from base 1 to 1476 and encodes 491 amino acids. Gene Ontology annotation, molecular function: sarcosine oxidase activity; flavin adenine dinucleotide binding; L-pipecolate oxidase activity. NCBI's taxonomy places the organism in Eukaryota, Fungi, Ascomycota, Sordariomycetes, Glomerellales, Glomerellaceae. The record is from RefSeq and is a predicted model, not a curated record.